CUGUGCUUUUGGCUGAUUCUUGGGUCAUUUGUGGUUCUGGUAGUCUCUCAUAGCUAGCUGUCCUGCUGUGAAAGAGGUGUGGGAGCAGGGGAAAAGCAGGCUGACAGAAUAAUGGUGCUGGAUCCUCAGCAUGCGUUCUGCCAAGUGCUUUGUGCGAGGACAGCACUCUGUGGUAUCUGGCAAUACACACUGACACUUAAUAGCAAUAACGAUUUCUGUGAAAGCUCUGCUCAGUUCAGGUGAUGAUGGGAAUCCUGCUGCUCUGCUAGUUUUCCUGUAACAAAGGGGAGAGUUACAGAUCAAUAUUUAUUUUCUGCUUGCAGCUGCUAGUGGCUGGAUUACAAACUCCGCAGGAUGCAGCGACAUGAGAAUGAUCAGGAAAGGAUUUAGAUCCCUGGCUUCCAGUAAGGGUGCGUUUUGAUUGUGUUCCUGCUGAGAAUGUUUCAAAUGUUGUGAUGGGUCAAGUAGAACAAGAUCUAUUAGGCAGCGGUUUCAGGCAGCUGCUGCAAGGUCCUAAGGCUUCAGUCCCUGCAUUUCCAUGGGCGCUGUCUGCGUGCUGUUCACCUGGCUGGCAGAAACAGGCAUGGCGCAGUGACAGAAGACCAACGGCACUGCUCUGGCUGGGCUCUCCCUUCCUGCCCCCCCCCAGCUUUUGAAUAAAGGGCAGAACUGACCUGUCUUUUUAACAACUGUUAGUCAUGCAGAGCAGGACUUGCUGCAUGCCAAAACACCAAGCAGCCAAAAGCCACACUUAGUUUUACUAAGAACAUAUAAAAACUCUUCCAGUUAAAAUUUCCUUAGUCCUAGAACAUUAUCUGUGCACCAAAAUGUUUCCCUUCUCUUGGUUGCUGGCAGGGAUUUUUGUAUCUGCCUGGGGGAUGGAAACCCUUUCAGCACCGGGGUGAGAAAGCAACAGCUGCCUUCUCUUCGUCAUUUUGUAAUUGGUAAACCAGCAAAUGAUGCCUUACAGGUCCCAGCAGAACCACCAGUGGUGGGCUUAGGAAGACUUUCUGCAUGUUGCAGGUACAAAGGAAACAGUGUAAAAAACGUGACUGUUGUCUCUUUAGACUUAAGUUGGUCUUUCUGCAGUGCAUAAUUUAAUUCUGCAUUUGUUAUAAAUGUAUUUUGUAGCACCAGCCCCUCCCCCAAAUCAGUACUCAUGCUUUUCGAAGUAAUAAGUUAUGAUUCUUCAUCUUUUUCUGGAAUAAGAUUGCUGUCCAGUCUUUGGGGAGGAACUUUCAGUUGUGUUACAUCUUGCUGUUCCUGAUCAUGUUGGUGAUAACCAUGGGAAUAAAAUCGGGUUAUUUGGCAAAUAUUACUUGGCUGUUUAAUUGGUGGAGAAGCAAAGAUCUACUACAUGGUUCCACUUCAGGGAUGUCACUUUGCUGGAUCAAAAUAUUACUGGUGAUCUCGUAUGGAAGGGAUGGAAAAUGAUGACGGUCUCCAUUCUGCCAUCUCUCCGCAGUAUCACAAUAAUGUGUAGGCACUACCCAUGAAGCGUUGACAUGUUUAGUGCACCCUCAAAUACACGAUGACAGAUGCAUUGAUAUAUCACCAGAUGUGAUUUUGCAAAGUGCUUAUUUUUGCUGUGUGCAGCAGUACCAGGAUAAACUGUUCCUGGUAGCAAGUUUUCUUACAUAUGCUAUUUGAACUUGAGGCAGAAAGACUGGAUCCAGAAGCAUUGGCAGACAAAAUGCUACUAGCUUUUCUUUUGAACAAAAAAAAAAUUCAAAAAAAAAAAGUGUAGGUGCCUAUUAAUAAAUCUGAAUGAUCAGUGGCUGCUCUAAAGCAAAACCAGCAUAAUUCCACAUCUUUGAGGCAGAUUGGAAUAGCAGUGAUGCCUUGUAACAAAGUGGAUCUUUCAGGCAGGUGUUCCUCCAGUGCCAAAACCACUGAAUGGCAAAAAAAAAAAAAAGAAAACGUGUGUGUGUGUGUGUAUGGUGUGGUAGUGAGCAGUGUGCUGAUAGCUGCACAGAGGCAGCUGUUCUUGGCAGCGAUGGAGCUGUGCGUCUCCUUGCAGGUGGAAGAGGAUUAGAUGGGGUUGCGUUCUGCAUCAUGGAUUUCCUGCUGUAACAGUACACCAAACAUGUUUCUUUCUAUAACUGGUUUGAAGAGGCUUCCAAGCAGCCUAUAAAGCAAUCUAGUUUUACUGAUAGAGCUACUUCAGCUUGCAUCUCACAAAAUCUGGGUUUGUUUUUGCUAGUUAAGCAUUCUGUAAGCAUUGGUAGGUUUAGAGUCUGACUCUCAGCUCUGUAGUUUGAUGAUUUUAGCCUCAAAACUGACAAUGAAAUUCUAAAAAAUUGCCUGAAAUGUUCUUAAGGAGAUGUUGUACAAGUAGCAUGGCUGUGAAAAUGCCCUGGAUGCAAACCUUGGUACGUGCAUUAGGACAGCUGUUCGGCCACAGGCUGAGAGGAUUUUUCUGUGCUCUGAAAGCUGCUCAAGGAAAGGCUUAAAAACCAAAUGGUCAUGAAAAACAAAAGGCCAACUAAGCCUUUUUCAAGCUGAUUGAAGCCAUGAUGUUAGCAGGGGAUAGAAGGUGUGGGCAAAUUAACUUACUUUUAAAGCCAGUUUUCAUCUGAGGCCUAACUUUGCAUGCUCUUUGCGUGCCCUUUUUUCUUUUUUUUUUUCUGAGAAACUGUUUUAAAAUAGUAAAGAAAUAUUAACAUGAUCUGGGCAGCUUCUGCUCUAUAAAGUAGCUGGAUUGAUUGUAUUGUUUUGUGCAUGCUUCAGCAAAAUGAAGGCAGACAACCAAUAACAAAUCAGCAAGGCCACCUGCUCCUUGGGGUGUAUGUAGAUUCUAAGCAAUGCUUCCACCUGGUGAGCUGUGCCGGGUCUGGGUGCUGCAGGCUAUUCUUUGCCAGGUAAAUAAUGCCUGGGAAGCCGGAUGGCUGGAAAAGCACGGUAGCUGCUCAGGGACUACAAUUAUUUGAGACAGACUGUGGGAGACCCUCAUUGUGCAGGCUGCCAGCAAAACAGAGCUGGUGGAGCUCUGAGGCAGUGAGAAGAUGCCUUGUUUCAGAGGAAGAUGUUUCCUUUUUUUUAUUGGUGGUGGUAGCACUAAGACUGCUGUUCUGGGAGCUUAAUUGUGUUCCCACUGACCGAGGGAAGGUAAAUGUGUUUUCAAAGACAUUAAUAAAUUAAUCACUUCAGAACGAAGAGGAGCUUUAGACUGCAAGUGAAUUAUGGAGACCUGUGCACAGCAGAGAUGAGACAGCUGCAUCAGCACAUCAGUGGGACUGAAGGAGCUUCCCAGGCUCAAAAUGCAACACAGGAAUGUUCUCCAUAUGCUGCGCAUCUCUACGAUGCUGAAAACCCCCGAACGCCUCUAAGAAACCUUCCCGGGCUUUGUUUUGACUAUUGCUCCGAGUUCCAUUUCAACUGCCGCUCCGCCAUCAGCCUGCUGACUAGCGAUGAGCACGUUCGGGAAUGCUGCGAGAGGAACAAGACACACUUUUGCAACCUCCUUCACCUACACGACGAGGACUACUGCUUCCCCAACGUGCUGAAGAACACCGUCCUCAACCGCAACCUGGGCUCGGUGGUGGAGGGCCACAAGGGCUGCCUCCAGCUCUGCCUGGCUGAGGUCGCCAACGGGCUGAGGAACCCGGUGCUCAUGCUGCAUGCCAACGACCAGACCCACCGCGCCUUCGUAGCUGAGCAGCUGGGGGUGGUCUGGGUCUACUUACCUGACGGCAGCCGGCUGGAGGAGCCCUUUCUGGAUAUUAAAAGCAUAGUGCUGGCUACACCGUGGAUAGGGGAUGAGAGAGGCUUUUUGGGGAUGGCUUUCCACCCCAACUACAAGCACAACGGGAAAUUUUAUAUCUAUUAUUCAUAUAUGGAUAAGAAGCGAGUGGAAAAGGUCAGAAUCAGCGAAUUGAAGGUUUUGGCCUCUGAUGCCAACAAAGCUGAUCCACACUCAGAAAGGAAUCUUUUGGAACUUGAAGAACCAGCCGCAAAUCACAAUGGUGGGCAGCUGCUCUUUGGGGUGGAUGGCUAUAUGUAUGUAUUCACAGGGGAUGGAGGGAAAGCUGGAGACCCUUUUGGAAAAUUUGGGAAUGCUCAGAACAAGAGUGUAUUGUUGGGGAAAGUCCUGAGGAUUGAUGUGGAUGGAGAAAGUCCUGAUGGCAAGCCUUAUCGCAUCCCUCCUGAUAACCCUUUUGUGUCUGAUCCCAAGGCCCGCCCUGAAGUUUAUGCGUAUGGGGUCAGGAAUAUGUGGCGCUGUGCUGUUGACAGGGGGGACCCUGUCACGAAGAAGGGAAGAGGGAGGAUAUUCUGUGGGGAUGUUGGGCAGAACAGGUUUGAAGAAAUUGACAUCAUUGUUAAAGGAGGAAACUAUGGCUGGAGAGCAAAGGAGGGAUUUGAAUGCUACGACACAAAGCUUUGCCGUAAUUCCUCCUUGGAUGACAUUCUUCCAAUAUAUGCAUAUGGCCGCAACGUGGGGAAGUCAGUCACUGGAGGUUAUGUAUAUAGAGGAUGUGAAUCACCCAACUUGAAUGGUCUCUAUAUUUUUGGCGAUUUCAUGAAUGGUCGACUGAUGGCUUUACAGGAAGAUGAGAAGACAAAUAAGUGGAAGAAGAGAGAUAUCUGCAUUGGUAGUACUAAAGUUUGUGCUUUCCCUGGAAUGAUCAGUUCUUAUAGCAAAUUCAUCAUCUCAUUUGCUGAGGAUGAAGCAGGUGAGCUGUAUUUUUUGUCUACAUCUUAUCCCAGUGCCUAUGCACCCCAUGGAUCUCUCUACAAAAUUGUUGAUCCUGCAAGGAGAGCUCCACCAGGGAAGUGUAAAUACAAGCCUGUUCCAGUGAAAAUAAAGAGUAAACGGAUACCAUUUGUUCCACGUGCAAAGACUGUCCUUGAGUUGCUUAAUGAACCUUCAACCAAACCUCCGAAAAAAUCUUCUACCCCUGCUGAAGCCAUCUCAACAAUUUCUUCGAAGAAAUCUAAAAAGACACCAUCCCCCAAAAUAAAAGCAUCAACUGUGAGAACAGCUCCAUCCAGUAAAACGACACAGAAAAUCAAGGCUGAAGAUGAACAUCACAGGUCAAAGCAGAAAAAGAAGGUUGCAAGGGUUGCCAGAACUACACCAGCACCAUCUGUGCCAAAAAAGAAGAGCUCCCACCUAACUGGAAGCAAGAAGCUUCUUCCGAAGAAAGCAGCACAAACCAAGAGAAACUGGAGAAGACGAGGAAAGAGAGUAGAUUAAGCAGCAGCUUUUGAAAAAGCAAAAGUCAUUUAUAAGAUGGUGAAACAAGUAUUUUGAAUAGCAACUAAAUAAAAGAGAAUCAGUUGAUUUAUAUAUAAUAAUAUGUUUUCAUGGACGAGCUCAAUGUUGCUCUCAGGCACUCCUCCAUUUAUGUCAGCGUUAGCGGUCUUUGUAUGUUCCAUUAAACCUUAACAGCACCAACUUCCUAAUACCAACUUUCUUUGCAAAUGCUGCUGUGAUGUCCUUUUUUGACGUAAGUAGUUAUGAGAGUCUGAUGGACUUUCACUGUUAAGUUUUGACCAUGUUUAUCUGUCUAAUAAAUCCAACUUCCUCCAGAUUUCAAGAUUUGGAUCUUUAAUGCAAGAAUAU
Cygnus olor (mute swan) is the source of this 5566-nucleotide messenger RNA. It is a transcript of the gene HHIPL2, whose product is annotated as HHIP like 2. The coding region runs from base 3206 to 5197 and encodes 663 amino acids. The transcript is spliced from 9 exons. NCBI's taxonomy places the organism in Eukaryota, Metazoa, Chordata, Aves, Anseriformes, Anatidae. The record is from RefSeq and is a predicted model, not a curated record.